Molecule: messenger RNA, 10851 nt
Organism: Xiphias gladius (swordfish)
Lineage: Eukaryota; Metazoa; Chordata; Actinopteri; Istiophoriformes; Xiphiidae
Gene: ipmkb
Product: inositol polyphosphate multikinase b
Exons: 6
Biological process (GO): inositol phosphate biosynthetic process
Cellular component (GO): nucleus; cytoplasm
Molecular function (GO): inositol-1,4,5-trisphosphate 3-kinase activity; inositol tetrakisphosphate kinase activity
Source: RefSeq, a predicted model, not a curated record
GGAAGCUUUGGGCGUUGUCGUUACGUAGUGAGUUAGCCGCCUUCACUGACCUGAAUAUCUGUGGCUGAGGAGGACUCUACCGACUUCUUUUAAUAACAUGGACUUUAGGACGACAAUGCCUAAUUUUUGUGCUCAUCUUCAACGGACAGGCCUUCGUCUUGAAGGCAGUUAUACGGCAAAUGUGAUGGUCUGCUGAAUUGCGACGCGAGGAUGGACUCGUUUAGCAGCCUAAUGGACAGUAUCGAUAAGUUAUCAAUUAAAAUCUGGACUGAGUGGCCUCUUUAUGUAAUUUCGGGAUUUUAUUGUCUCAGUUCCCCCCGCCUGCUUCUGUAUUGGUUGACUGGAUCUGGAUCACUCUUGACUUCGACGUAACAUCAACAUUACCGAGAGACAACAGUAGUACUUCUCGAGCGAGGAAGUGAAGCCGUGUCAGGCUAGCUGAACUCGAUAAAGACAAGACCGGAGGUGGGGUGAUUUUGCCCUAAUAAUAAAUGCGCUACAUAUAUUAGUUUUGACUUUGAAUAAAGACGUUUGGGGCUGGACAGAGCAGUAAAAGGAACGUACAAAAGGACAGCCGACUCUUUAAAAAUAGUAACAGAGUAUUGCGUUUUUAUUAUUACCUGGUUACACAGCGCUGUCUAUACCUGGCCGUUCGUUUUAUUUUGGAAGCUGCAAGCGGAAAUAGUUUUUAGUUUUGCUCUUUUUUAUGCCUGGGAGGAAGGGGGAUGUGGCCAGGAUGUAUUUAUGCUGCUGUUCAAGAUAUGAAAACCAUUGAAUCGGCGCUGCUUCGGGAGCUCUGCUUCACCACCGGGCACAGCGGGGGUAACGACAGUGCUGUCUGCCGUCAACGUGGUCCUUGUUGGUGGUCGAAAACAGCGCACGCGACCAAGGCUUCUCUGCUGGAUUCGUCUAAACUGGACCAUUUCCAUGAAGGCUUCUCAACCUCACGCCCAAACAAUUUGUUGAAUUUGUGUGCAGGGCUGUAUUCUGCGCUUAUGUAAUACUAGUAUGUGAAUCAAUACAGUCACACUGAUAUUUUUUAUAAUUCAUUUAUUUCUUCAAUUUUCGACAAAAGGAUGUGCUCGUUUUCCUCUUUUUUAUUUUUGCAAAUGUCAACAACUCAGCAUUAAGUGGUGAUGGAGUCCUCGCUAGCUCUCGGUAGACUGGAACUGACCCCCAGCUCAGCCGCUGUCGGGGUCAGCCUGACCCCGCGACUCUCCGGCAGCCCCCCCGCGAAAGAGAAGAGCGGACAGCGGCCUCUGGGGCCGCAAGGCCAGGCUCAUCUGAACGGCUGCAUCCCGCUGUCACAUCAGGUGGCGGGUCAUAAGUAUGGAGUGGAUAAAGUGGGUAUUUUGCAGCAUCCAGAUGGAACAGUCCUGAAGCAGCUUCAGCCUCCACCAAGAGGUCCACGAGAGAAGCAGUUUUACAGCAUGGUGUAUGCAGAGGACUGCUGUGAUCCAUGUCUCUUGGAGCUCCACAACCACCUUCCCAAGUACUACGGCACCUGGUCCUCUCCUGACAGCCCCAGUGACCUUUACCUGAAGUUGGAGGAUGUGACUCGUCGCUUCGUCAAGCCGUGCAUCAUGGAUGUGAAGCUGGGCCAGCGGAGCUACGAUCCGUUCGCCUCACAGGAGAAGCGGGAACAGCAGAUCAGAAAAUACCCACUGAUGGAGGAGAUCGGCUUCCUUGUCCUCGGCAUGAGGGUAUAUAAGGUGUGCAGUGACACUUUUGACUCCUACGACCAGCACUAUGGAAGGGGACUGGUUAAGGAUACUAUUAAAGAUGGCCUGGCAAAAUUCUUCCAUAAUGGUGUUUGUCUGAGAAAGGAUGCAGUGUCAGCCAGCAUCCACAGGGUGCAGCAAAUCCUCCGCUGGUUUGAGUCUCAGCACCAGCUGGCCUUCUACGCCAGCUCCCUUCUCUUCGUCUACGAGGGUCUCCCUUCCUCAUCCUCCUCAUCUUCCCUUUCUUCUCUUCUCAGUGCCCCGUCAAUCAGCCCGACUUUGGUGAAAACUGCCACAUUUUCAUCUGUGGGUGACAGCUGUCAGAGGGGAGAGGGGAAAGCAAGACAGGAAGGGGCGGGGCAGAAAGAAGAGGUGGCAGAGUACUACAACAACAACAACAACAUUCAGGUGGUGGUGCCCUGGGACUACAGCCUGUCCACCAUUUACACAAACCAAAGGAAGCAUGGCCACCACCACUGUGCCAAGGGUCAUCUUCAUGGCAACAGUGGAGCCGGUGAGGCUGUGGACACGACAGUGAGCUCAGUUCCUGGAGAUAAGAACUCAGUAUUGUGUCAAGAAGACAACUCCGCAUGGAAACGAACAGGUGAGUCACAGCAACCACCAAACGGAAACGGAAACAAAUCACAACUGGAAAAGAAGGUUGAGGAAGGAGAGAGGGAGGACAGGAGGAGACAAGAGGAGGGUGAGCUGAAAGGACGAGGAGAUGAUGCAACAGAGGGGAGUGGAAGAGAAACAGAGGUGGAGGUCAGGAUGAUCGACUUUGCCCAUGUUUUCCCAAGCGACAGCCAUGAUCACGGCUACAUCUACGGCCUCAAACACCUGCUGACGGUGCUGGAGCAGAUCCUCUGUGACGCUGCCUAGAGCUCUAGAGCUCUCACUCCUGCCUGCCCUCUCUGAAACCCCUGACCUGCUCAAAGUGAACCACUAUCUCCUCCCUGUCAACCCUCCUUCUUCCUUCUCAAAAGACAGAAGCCCUCAGAGGAGAAAGGGAAGAAUCAAAGAAGUGAAUAUUAAAACUGAACCAUCAUCGUCAUCAUCAUCAUCUCACCUGAUUGCGAUGGUCCGUCAGUCCUGUGUGUGUCUGUGUUUGUGCUUGUGUGUGUCUGUCUUUGUGAGCAGAGUGGAGAUGAUAGAGGCUGACCGCUGUUUUCCCUGUGAUCAGCAGCACCACAUUCACUAAUCAGUCAAUGAAGGCAUUACGACCUAGUACUUAAAACACAGCAUCUUCAGCUGCAUGAUUUACUGAUGCUCAGACAAGCCCCACGUCACCUGACUUGAACUUUAGUCCAUUUAGAAUGCAUUCAAAUUGUAUCCAUUUAAAAUUGUAUAUCACUACAUCUGAAACUAGGGGUAGGCAAUAUGACAGUGACACGAAUGGAAUUUGUCAACUGCCAGAGAUUGUUCUGUACCGUUUAUACCAUAAAUUAUCUGUCCCUUUAAUAUCUCUGGUUGUAUUAGACCAGUGUGGAGAAUACGACAGAUUAAUGAGCAGCAGUUUUAUGGCAAUAUUGGGUUUACAAGUAUUUUACAAUAAUGUAAAUCAAGUACUUAGAUUUUUAUUUUGAUAAAACAAUCCCAGCUCAAGGUUUUUCCACAGCUUUCAAUUGCAUCAAACAUUUUCUAAUCAGCUAAUGGAAUUUUCCAAGUUGUCAUGGCAAUGGACCUGUUGACGUGCAGGCUUAGUAGCAGUAAUAAUUUCAUCCAUAGCCGUUCAAUGCUUCCAUCCAAGCAACACCAUGUAACUUUUGCUGAGAAGUGGCAACAGCGCCCUCUAUAGACACAAGUGGUAAUUACAGCACACUUUCACAUUAAAUUCUGUUGGUUUCCGAGUCUGAGCGGUUAAGGGUACUGGAAGCAGUGUUUCCCUAGAAGCUAGCAGCUCAUAAACAGAAAACAAAGCCUAUUAAUUGCUCAGGCAACAAACACAUAAACAUCAUCUCAGUAAAAACCAGCAAUCAUGCUGUCCACUCGCAUCAAGUUAGCAUUCAGCUAAUCUGAUGGACCGAAAACAUCUGAACCCACAGGAGUUGUGUGCUAAAAUGUAGAUGCUAGGAGCCAGUCUUUUCGCCUCUUCCAUGAUGUCCGUAAUGAGAAUACCGAGCUAGCAAAUUCUUAUAGCUAGCCGAAGACACACAGUUGGUGGUGUGUGACGUGGUGCCGUAAGUGUUAUGCGCUUCUCAAGGGAGGCCGUACCCACUCAAACCAAGUAGCAAUGCAAGAACAGGCGUUUGGGAUGCAGAGUGGGAAUGAGAGAGGCACCAUUCUCCCUAUGACAUCGAUGAAAUUUGCCCGGUUGUCAUGGAAAUACAGUUGAUCUGUCGACAUGUGGGCUCAGUAGCUGUUAUGAUUUCAUCAACAGCACUUCUAACAACUCUAGAUCAGGAUUUGGUUUGAUCCACGGGUUUUAACACUUAUAUGCUCAAGAUUGAAUUUUCCUUUUCUAGGUGAUUUCAGUCCUACUGAAAUCAUGUGAAGCAGUCAGAAAAAGUUAGUGCAUUUGGUUAAGAUAAGGCGUUCUAUUGGACAAUGCAGUCUGCCUAGAAAACUACCAAAACUACAGUAACUGUUAGACGUAGCAUAGUUAAACUUCUUUCUGCUACAGCACUCAAAACAUUUUCUUUUAUUCGCAUCCAGGUAUAGUGGUUAACUGGAUUUGGUUCAUUUAGGUUUACAGUACACUGUCAAAUUACACACAAACCAGGGCUGGGAAACAGACAUCCCUUCAUUGUUCUCAGUGGAAACCAAUAAACAAACAACAAGCAGUUGAACAGUUAAAUUAGUGUUCAGAAUGGCGUCUUGAGGGUUAGCUGACGUGGAUUUGCUGUAAGUUUGUGAGCAUCUGGUAAAACAAAAAGUCUGGAGAAUGUUGAGGUUUAAGUCAGGUUGUCAUUUUGUGUUUUUUGUUUAAAUCACUGUCUACAGGUAUAUAACUCAGGUAAAUUUACUGUAAGAAAAAAUGUUUAAUAUUACUACUAUUGACCAACAAGAUGAUCCUCAUGCUGUCUGGUUGUUCAGCUCUAAAUGAUUGUUUUAUAUAGUCUUAUCUUAUCUCAUGAUUGACCUUAUCUCAUAAAUGUUGACCUUGAGUCAUGUGUUUGAUCUCUUAAUCUUACAAUGAUCUUACUUGCAUUGUAUUUUCUUUUACCAUGGCUAUUUUAAUUGUUGUACAUGUUCAGCUGCCAAAUCACCUCUUCUUUAUGAAGUCUGUGCUAUUUGCUGUGCUAUUUGCUCUGGACUUCAGUGCCAUUGGUCUAGCAUUAACCAUGAGUUACUUAGUGAUUUAAACUUAUUGUAAUGUAAUGAAAUGAUUUAGAACCAGGCACCAAUUGGAAGAUCAACCAUUCCCUUCCCAAAUUCUGGAGAGAUGAUGAUUAGGAUGUGUUUUGGGGUUUGACAGAAAGAACAUGUUAUACUGUAUGACAUGAUGUGCUGUGAUUGGUUAAAGUUGUAUUACCUUAUAUGAUAUAUCUUCCCUAAGGAUUUUAAGAUUGUAGUAAAAAUAUAUUUUAGACAUGCUGCUUCAAGGAGAUUCUACUGAGUCACUGCUAAAGAGAGACAGCAACUGAAUGGUUUUAUGUCUUUUUUUUUUUUUUUUUCGGAGGGUGCGCUUAAUGCAGGUGGGUAGAAAUGUCAGAGUACUGGUUCCUAGUAAAGCAGGAAUCAACACAUCUAAUUUUCCACUAAUUUCAGGUGGAGGCAACAGUUCAAGUGGUUAAUGUCAUAUUUGGUAGGGAUUGAUUGAUAGGGGUUUUUAUGCUGAUAUAUACAGACUGAUGCUGGGGAUAUUCUGUGUACAUUCAUUAUAAUACUCUCAUACCAGGUGUGUUAAAGGUUAAGUGAAACUGUAUUAAGACCAACACUCCGCUGGAAAACAAUGUAAUUCCUUGGUUGCUACAUUUUUUUUGUCUUGUUGAGAGCAGGACAUGGUGUAUUCUGUUGCAAUCAUGACUUAAUUAUCUCCCUUUCUCUAGAAAACAGAUUGAUCUUAGUUUGACAUAGUAAUGUAUAACCAUAUUCCAGAGAUUUCAGCCACAUACCAUGGCCUUCAUUAGUACAGUGUGUUUUGAUUGCUGUUGCAUGCCAUGAGAUGUAACUGAAAGCUCUGGAAAAACCUAGUAGGUAGACUUUAUGAUAAGGGGUUUUUUUUUGUGACCAUCCAAGGUCAAAUUCUGUUAAGUUGUGCAAACAUUCAUUAAUAUUUUUAUCUUGAAUUUGAUAGGUCAUAGUCACAUUGAGGAACGUCCAUGGUGGAACAACCUGGGCAGACUGUAAAGCAGAGAAGCCUAAAACAGAGACAAGGCAGGAUUACCAAUGCAGCCCCAGACUCCCAGGGGCCCCAGGAAGGUUCACUGUCUUGUUUGUAGUAAUUUGAUUAAUUUCUAGUCAAUUUCUAGUCAGCUUUAAUCAUUCGCCACAGGGGAAUUUAGAAAGUCCAAAUAUUUUUUCGUAAUAUGCACCUCUGAAGCACAACAGAAACAGAAAGUUAUAGACUGAAGCUUUGGUGGGGUUUUAAAGAUAACGAGCAGUAAAGAUGUUGAGUAAAUGUACAUCCUCACCUCAGUCUGAUCUACAGUCUGACCUUACGUUCCGGUGUGAUGACAGAAAAUGGAAUAUUAGGUUGCUCAGCUCACUGUCUUUACACACUAGGACAUAUGUAAUAAACUUUUUAGUCAUUUGACAAAGCAGCUUAAGAGAGGGAACUGUGUUUCAAAAGAUGGAAAUAGUUUUACUUUAUCAUCCUUAUAUGCUAAGAAGUUGCCUUUGUGCCACUGUCUGGUCUUAAGGUUUCUGUAUAUGUUAACUGACUCCCCCCUCUGCUCUCUACACUAACCAUGGAGCUGCUUUAAAAUGUAAUGCAUAACCUCAGUGCCCCAGUACGCCACAAACCCACUUUGGUUUUUAACCAGUAAUAUGCACAGGCUUAUUCAACUUGUAAUAUAUGAAUAUAAUGAACCUUAUGAAAACCCUCAUGUUUAUUAAAUUACCUUGAUUAGAUGUAUUAUGGUUUUAAUCUUUUAAGGGAAAUUCUAAGGAGUUAGAGAAAAAAUUAUUUAUUUAUUUUUUUAAUCACUGCCUUCUUUUCUGUUCAUGUCUCCAUGUUGUUUUAAAUAUUGAUUAUUGAUCAUUCUGGCAGCUUUGUGAAUCUCCUCUCUGUGUAUCCAGCCUGUUUGUAUAAUGGCUAACUAACAAAAAGCAUAUUGUGCAUUUGCAUACAGGGCAUUGUUGAUUUAAUUGAUUUAAUCAUUAACUGACUCAGUGAUGCAACUUUUCGACUUUAACUCCCUUCAAUCAGUGUAAAAAUCAACCAAUGUUACUUAGAUGUUUUUUUUCAACAGCACAUGCACUAUGUUCCUUAGAUACACCCAGUGUUCCAAAGAUUACAAGCAUUUUAGUCUCCUGAAAUGGAAGGUGAGCUUGGUUUUCCUUUUAAAGGACCGCAGAAGGGUUUUUACAUGUUGAUCCCACUUAUCGCUUAUCAGUCCGUCUUUACAUCCAAUCGACUGAAGCAAUCCACAUUGUUUUAGAUCACUAAACAUGUUUUUCCAGCCUCCUUUCAGGCAGCCAUUGGUUUCCAUUCCACAUUAUGUCUGCCUUUACUGUUUUACGGUUGACAGUGUUUAGGUGCAGACUGAUGUGACUGUCUGAAUCACUGAAUUAUCAUAAUCGAAUACACAUAUAGUAACAUAACAAAGAUAAAAGCAGACAAGAGGCUCAGUAUGGAGCCAGGGGUUGGCUUCUGGAGUAAUUAUAGGCUUUUACGUUUUUACACUUAUGUACUAAUGAACAAUAAUAAUCAGUUUGUAAUCAUUUUUUUAAAUUGAUCAUUUUACUAGCAGAUUAAUUACAUUUGCAUUUCAAUUGUGCAAUAUAAAACUCAAAGUGAAAAAAAAAUAUGAUUGAAAGAUAAUAGAAUUUAAAGUAAAUUUUCCAUUUAUUAGUUCUGUUACUCUAUUCUGUCUUAAAAUGAUGUAAUAAUUGUUGGACCAUUAGCAGUGCCGUAGCCAUGUAACAUUUCAUUUAAAGUUUUUAUUUGUUGAAACUUAAAAAUGAAAUGAAACGAAACCCCCCGGAUGGCAGAAAGACCUCUGAUUGGGGGGGUGUUAUUUGUCAGCAGAAAUCUGACCAAUCACAGCUGCUGCUCAGGGAGUUGACAUUUAAUUUUUUGGUGGCACGCUGCUCAUAUAUCUGUGACACAGUGAUGACAUGGAAACGGUAAAUGUUACCACAGGAAACAAAUGUAUUGUGGAAUGGAAUACAGUAGUCACAAAAGUAAAUGGAAAAUGUAUUUUUUGAUUCAAUUUUAAUAUAUUUAAUAUAUUUAAUAUAAAUAUAAUUAAUUCAUCAUUUAAGGACAGAAUAAAGAAAUAGAACGAUUAAUUGGCAAUUUUUGAAGUUAUGGUUUUAAUACUUUGAGAUUUCUAUGCAAAUCAACUUAUGAUACAAGAUAAAGGAUACAUUUAUCCAUGUAUUAUAAUUAUACGCUAUAAAGAUCUAUAAUUAUGUCAGUGCACGCUCCAGGCUCACUGUGAUGGAUAAUAUAUCUAAAGUACCUUUCAAGUCUGCAAAUUGAUUUUCAAACCAAAGUGAAAUGGCUGCCUAGAAGGUAGAAGAGGACAAAAUACAGUCGUUAAAUAAAGUAAAUGCAGUUUGUGAUAAAUGGGUUAAAACAUGCAUAAAUACUAGUUUAGUCAUUUAGACCUUUAUUGACAUCUACCCAUAGCCUGUUGGAAUUGCAGCAACACGGACAUGUCAACUGUUGCAAACAGUGGCUGAACUGACCACUUUUAAAUUUAAUAUUUGAAGCCAAACAAAACAAGAGCUGUGCAAAAUGUGGAUGUGGCAUGUUUGGAAGUUAAGGCUGGUGUUACUGUUCAGCAAGUGAAGAGUAUGGAUUUGGACCUGUCUAAUACCGCUCACCUCUAAUGCAUCAGAAUUCUGCAUUAUAAUCUCUGGAUGCACUCUUUACCAAUACUGGAAAUAAAUAUGACACCAUUAUAUUUUAGUCUUCAGGACUAAAUGUGAUACCAAAAGUCAUGUUGUAGAUCAUUUUCUGUUCAUACUGUAUCCUAUCUGUCAUAUCUGUAUGGACCACACUGACUGGGCCGGACUGACUCAUGAAAAUGCAAUGUGAGUGUACUGUAUCAGUCCAACUAUGGCCAGUAGAAAUUCAACCUCUCUGACUUUUCACCACUGAUGAUUAAGAUGCCAAAUGUCUGAUUGAUAUAUGCUCUACUCAUUUGUUUACAUUUCAGCUGCUCUCCUCAUAACCAUAAGGCAGUUAGAGGCCAGAAUAGGAUUAAUAUCCUUUAACUGCAGGAGUGAAACGUUUUCAUUGAUUUUUUAUUUGUCUGUCAUUCACUGCAGCCUGAUGGAACAGCCAGUUUAUGACAUCUGCUUUACAAAUUUCCUUCUCUUGUGAACAAAAUACCUAAUCAGUCGCUCUCCCCUAAAGGACCAUUAAGCUGGUUAAGAUACUUUUUAGACCUGUACAUUACUGCCAGCUAUUUUCAGAGCAUACUGUACAUAGUAUUCUGUAAAAUCUCAUGCAUAUUCAAAGUAAGUUAGCGCAAACUGAAGUGAAAACUCAAAGUUGUGACUGUAAAACUAUAAGUUACUCUAAUUUGGAGGAAGAUAACAGAAUAUGAGAAAACUCAGAGAAAUCUUAAGACAUUAAGGUCAAUCUUCUUGUCUUAUAAUUAUCUUAAACCUUACUGAACUUUUUUCCUUCAAAUAUCAACUUUUCCUUAGUGUCUUCAUUUUUACCGUGUAUGUUCAUAGAUUGAUAUCGUUACUUCAUUUCACUAAAUUUGAAAAAUCUUCUAAGACUUGAAACUUUCUGCAGAAAUGUAAAAAGUGACAUUGUAAAUGAUGAAACAUUCAAAUUCAAAUGUUUUUCACAACAUUAAUAUGUACUUAAGACCUUAUCCCUUUAUCACUAUUAAAACUCCAUCAAGAAGCGAUGCAAAAGAGCAACUACUGUAAAUACUGCAGAAAAAAGUGCGACACACUAAAAUGACGUGAAAUAAGAAGUUGCCGGGAAGGUUUGACAUCAAUCUAAAACCUUAUUGGAUGCUUUGAAAAAUGGAUAGCAGUAAUGUAAAAUCAAAUAAAUGGGGUAAAGUAUGCAAAACCAGCUGGAUGGUUUCUUCAGGGGUCCAGAAAGAAAAAAAGUAAUGGGGUGGUAAUGGGACACUAGUGUCUUCUCAGCCAAUCAGAAUCAUUUGCUUUCAGUGGGAUUUGGAGUAAGCAACUGAAACCAUUUGAAAUCCUUUUAUGUUUUAGCUUUCAGUUUGCAAUGGUGUGUUUAUGUCAUACGGGAACAACCGAGCUCAGACAAUUAAUCAUAUCUUUCACUUCAUUUAUCAGAGAUGUUUACUCAGCUAAGCUGCACUCACCAUUUCAAAGAUGAGAUGAGCUGUAUUUUCAAACCAUCUAUAGUCGUUCCUGUUGGACACAAAUGCAGCAUUAAGGAAAGAAAAAGGUGUCUUGCACUCUUGUUUCUCUAAAAAGCAUUAUGUAAGUAAAGACAACAGUGAUCUCUGGUUCUGAUUAGCUGUGAUAUACCCCAUCCUUUUUCUUCUAGAUGAUGACUUUUGAUCCAAGUGUCUUCAUGCGUAGCCUGAUGGAAACCCUUGAGGUGUUAAUGCACAGUUAGUAUGGUUGACUGUGGAAUACUUUUCUCACGGUGUAAAACAGAAAGAGUUGGAAUGCUUUUGGAAUGCUUGUGGUGUGCUGUCGUCAUAAAACAAAACCUGUUGACGGAUGGAAAGUGGAGCUAGAGCAGUUCAGCUCAGCUUCUCUCCCAGUGUUGGGUUUAUGUGAGUCCUCUGACCAAGAGGUGUCCGAACUGAAUUCCAACACAUGGAGUUAUUGAGGACCUGAAACUGGACUUCCCUGUUGAGCCCUGUCAUGGAAACUGAGCUCUUAAACUCCUCAUUGGGGAUUUUGAGAGUGUGAAUUUUGAUAUACUGGAUUUAACACAUCUUAUAAAUGAGCCUGAAACAGAACAGAAAAUAUCAUCAUUGUACAUAAGGAGAUGAACUCCAACAGUUAAAAUCCCUCUACAACUACAAACCAUUAUAAAUCAUUAUUUUUUCAACAAUAAAAA